AUGCCGUGCGUCCGCUCCUUCCUCGGCCUCCUGGGGGCCCUGGCGGCCGGCGGCGCCGUCGCCUUCCUCUGCUACUGUGUUUACUUCGACCGGAAGCGGCGUGGCGACCCCGAGUUCAAGCGCCGCCUGCGGGACAAGAGAAGAGCCCAGCGGCCGAGGGCCGUGGAGCCCUGCGCGCAGUUUUGGGAUCCAGCACCAAAUGAAAAACUACAAGAACGUUUUUUUCAAGAGAUACAGAUGGGAGAACUUUGGCUAUCUAGAGGGGACUGUAGAAUGGGAGUUGAACAUCUUAGCAAUGCCCUUUUAUUGUGUGGGCAACCACGGGAACUUCUGAAGGUUUUCAGACAUACACUCCCUCCUCAGGUAUUUGAGAUGCUGUUGCAAAAAAUCCCCCUUAUUUGCCAGCAACUUGAGGCAGAAAUGAAUGAACAGGAAUGCUUGGAGGAUGGAUGAUCCUGAUUGAAAAACAUUUCAACGUAUCCACAG
Marmota flaviventris (yellow-bellied marmot) is the source of this 486-nucleotide messenger RNA. RefSeq names its product translocase of outer mitochondrial membrane 20 like (gene Tomm20l). Gene Ontology annotation, cellular component: mitochondrial outer membrane translocase complex. The record is from RefSeq and is a predicted model, not a curated record. NCBI's taxonomy places the organism in Eukaryota, Metazoa, Chordata, Mammalia, Rodentia, Sciuridae. Gene Ontology annotation, molecular function: transmembrane protein transporter activity. Gene Ontology annotation, biological process: protein import into mitochondrial matrix; tRNA import into mitochondrion; intracellular protein transport.